This is a messenger RNA of Python bivittatus (Burmese python), 2054 nucleotides long. The record is from RefSeq and is a predicted model, not a curated record. NCBI's taxonomy places the organism in Eukaryota, Metazoa, Chordata, Lepidosauria, Squamata, Pythonidae.
UUUCCAAAACCUUUCAUGUUCUUCUCAGACUGUUUGAAUAGUGGUAAACAUGGCUAUAUAUUGUUUGUUUACAGAGAUGCAGAAGAUGCAGUUUAUGGAAGGAAUGGUUAUGAUUAUGGCCAGUGUCGUCUGCGUGUUGAGUUUCCCAAACCUUCCAGAGGUCGGGGUGGAGGCUUUGGUGGGGGGCCUCGUGGGAGGAAUGGCCCUCCUUCACGACGAUCUGAAUUUCGAGUCCUUGUUUCAGGGCUUCCUCCAUCAGGCAGCUGGCAGGACCUGAAGGAUCAUAUGCGUGAAGCUGGUGAUGUAUGUUAUGCAGAUGUACAGAAAGAUGGAAUGGGGGUGGUUGAGUUUCUUCGCAAAGAAGAUAUGGAAUAUGCACUGCGUAAACUGGAUGACACCAAAUUCCGAUCUCAUGAGGGUGAAACAGCCUAUAUCAGAGUUUGUCCUGAAAGAAGCAUCAGCUACGGCUACUCGCGCUCCCGUUCUGGUUCAAGGAGUCGCGAUUCUCCAUACCAAAGCAGGGGAUCACCACGCUACUCUUCGCCCUUUAGGCCAUUCUGAUCGCACCCAAUAGGGACUUGUAACAAUGUGAACUGAGCUUGUUAUUUCUGCUCAGAGUUUACAUUCCAAAAUGGAUGGAUAUAGUCUUUCGUAGAAAACUUUUUGGUUUUUUUUUUCUUUCUAUUCAAUAAAAUCUUUUUUUUUUAUGACAACUGUUUUUACUAGGGAAAUGUUGGUAAUGAAGUAUUAUAAACCAUUGCCACUUAAAAUACGUUUUAUUUGGAAAAUGUAAGUUGUUUUUGUUUUCCUUCUCAAGGAAGGAAAAUGAGCUUGAAACUCAUACACUUUAAUAGUUUGUCUGCUGGAUGGGCUUUAAAGCAGUGGAGCAAGGCCUAUUGGUGGUGUUUUGAAAUAUAUUCCAAUGUUUCUGUAACUCUUAAGUGGGUGGCUGUCCUUUUGUGCAGUAAGGGUGGAAAGUGGAGAUAAACAGCUGACCCUGGAUUUUAAGUUGCUUUCUCUUACUGGGUUAAAGAAGCAUUUUAAAGUUUUUGCUCACUGCAGGCAUCAUAGUGGAAACAUCAAAGGGAUGUUUAAACUGUUCUGCUAUAACGCCAGUAUAAUUACUUUUACUGGCUGUUUUGAUAGGUAAUUUCACAAAUAGUGUCCAGGAAAGAUUUUACCAAGCCUGGGAGCAGGGAAGGGUUAAGAGAGCAGGAUUAAUACAAAUUAAUGGCUUAAUGGGAGAGACUGAAAAUUUGGGAAACUUAUUGGGGAGGGAGUGUUCUGUGCUUCUCACUAACUGCAAAAUAUGUCCAAUUUUAGCAUUUCUUGAAGUUCUAUGGAAGUCCCAUCAUUAAUUUGAUCCAUAAAAUAAAAUGGAUUUCAGUGGUUUUGUGCUUAGUUAACUUGUAAAAUGAGGUGUUUCAUUUGAAUUCUGUGUCCGUAACUGUCAAUUUAUUAAGAGCUUAUAAGAUUCAUUUUUAGCCAUCUUGCAAGUUUAGAGAAAGUGCUGCCAACUUACAGCUUUAAGAAUAUUUUGAAACUUUGCUCAAGUGAAUGGCUGCAAAGACCUAGUCCCAGGUCUUCUACUGAAUUAAUACCUUACUGCAUCAUAUUAUAGCUGCAGUCACAUGAACACUUAUAGGAAAAUAAAACUAACACAAUUUUGGUAUAAAAAUGGGUUAGGCUACUUGUGUUGUAUUUGAAAUACGAUUAAUAUACAAUGUAAGUUAAAAAAAAUAAUUAUAUAGCAACAUUUGGCUAGAAAAACACACAGCAACAUGUCCACUGCAACAUCAAAUGUGGGAUAUUUGUCAAAGUCUCCAUUUUUUGCUUCCAUUUAUUAAUCUGCUAUUCAAUAUUUCUUAGUUGAUUUGUUAAGGACUAACAGCACAUCUUGUUUCUGGAAAGCUCCCGCAUACGUUCUUAUAUUCAUUAUAUAGCAUGAUAGUGAAUUGUCAGUGGAGGGGAAAGCAUCUGUGCAGUCCAGAGCAUACGCACCUAAAGCAGAUGCCACUAAAUAGUGGCUGGGGGUCAAAAUGUGCUGAGUAAAA